Neoarthrinium moseri is the source of this 2178-nucleotide messenger RNA. RefSeq lists its product as uncharacterized. Gene Ontology annotation, cellular component: cytoplasm. Gene Ontology annotation, molecular function: ATP binding; ATP hydrolysis activity. The transcript is spliced from 2 exons. Lineage: Eukaryota; Fungi; Ascomycota; Sordariomycetes; Amphisphaeriales; Apiosporaceae. The record is from RefSeq and is a predicted model, not a curated record. The coding region runs from base 1 to 2178 and encodes 725 amino acids.
AUGAAGACGAAGGCCGUCGAGGGCAAGGUGCGUGCCCAAACGCAGGACUAUGAGAGGUUCCCGAAGCACGCUGCCAAGAUCUUCAUUCACCAGACGGUUCUUUAUGAAUCAGGCCUCCAGAUUGGCCAGCGAUGCAUCAUAGAGUCCACCCUCGCCAACGACAGGAGCAGGCGCCGGGAAGCCGUUGCCUGGAACUCGGUCGACAAGGCACUGGCCAAGAGCGUUAUUGUGCUCAGUUCCGUGAUGAAGGCCGCCGCUGGACUGGAACUGGGAGACUCCAUCCGUGUGUCGAGCGCCGGCGAAGUGCCGGAAGCCCAGACAGUGGUGGUCCGAGAUGUUACGCCACAUGCUUCUCCAGUUGUUCCCGAGGAGCAGAAGUCUUGGUCGUGGAAUAUCGAGGCUGCACUUGAGAAGGCUGACUACGUGUUUCCUGGUCUGGCUCUGGAGAACAUCGUUGGGAAAGGGCCCAAACGAUCCUUUGUCGUCGAGACUGUAAACGGGCGCAAAGACAAUGUAGCCAAAUACUGCUCCAGUACCCGGGCGAAGUGGCCUGGCGAUGAUGCAGUGGAAGUCGACGGCGCCCCCGGAAAGCUCGAGAUUGUCGAUAUUCUACCCGGCAUGCAAGCACCCGUAAGAGCUCUCAAUCGCUUCUUCAGGAAUUUCUACACAGAUUAUCCCCCAGCAUUUGCAGCCGCCGAUCCUAGCUGCGCCAUUGUCGUGGAAGGCAGCCAAGGGACCGGGAAGUCCAAGCUUCUAGAGCAGGUAGCUGCCACUCGAUGGGGCAGAGUAAUACGAGUCGAUGAUGGCGACAAGCCAGCGGCAAUCCAAGAACAUUUUAGGAAUGCCAUAGACUCGGAAGAGCCACACAUUAUCCUUAUAGACGACAUUCAGAAUCUUGUGGGCGAGACCAGGGCCAACCGCGAAGGAGCUACAAAGGCCAUCCGACGCGGCCUUGAAGAACUAGCAGGCCUCACAGCUAAGAAUGGCCAACGCCCAAAGGUUGUCGUCGUUGCCUCCUGCCGCAACUUUCUGGAGGAUCUGCCCGAAAGUCUUAGGAAGCCAGGUCAUUUUGACGAAUGUGCGAGGCUGGCCAUUCCCGAUACAUCUGUCAGGAAGGACAUUAUCCGCCUGUAUGCAGCGAAUGUUUUUCCUGCUGCAGAAGCCGAACAGUAUAUAUCUGACGUUGGUGACCGGACACACGCAUAUACCGGCGAAGAUCUCGUGCGUCUGCUAGCUCGCGCUCUCAGACUUUCACAAACAGAGACUGGCGAGUCUACCGGACCACAGCCGACAUCCUGGGCAGGUCUUCAGCAGGCUCUACAAGAGGUUCGCCCAUCAGCCAUGCACGACAUCAACUUGAAACCGCCUUCUGUUAGAUGGAAGGAUAUCGGAGGGUACCAGGAGGUCAAGAGCACACUGCAAGUGGCUUUGAGCAAACCGCAGGGUGGCAUCGCCUUAUACAAGCCAUCGAAGGGUGUACUGCUAUAUGGUCCUCCCGGAUGUUCCAAGACCAUGACAGCGCAGGCAAUGGCAACAGAGUCAGGUUUCAACUUCUUCUCUGUCAAGGGUGGAGAGCUGCUGAAUAUGUAUGUUGGUGAGACAGAACGUUCCAUCCGGAAUCUCUUCGCCCGGGCCAGAGCAGCAUGUCCCAGUAUCAUCUUCUUUGACGAAAUCGACUCGAUAGCGGGAUCGAGAGGCGUGGGAGGGGGUUCAGCCGGCGGGGGGGCAGGUCUCACGACAGCACUAACGACGCUACUCACCGAGAUGGAUGGGUUCGAGCAACUGGGCGACGUGUUCGUCUUGGCCGCCACAAACAAGCCCGAGUCUCUAGAUCCAGCCCUGAUCCGUGCGGGACGGUUCGACCAGCUGAUCUACGUACCCCUCCCUGAUGACAUGGCUCGUGAGGCGAUAAUCACAAGGAAAGCACGGGAGUUGAAGUUCCCUGAUGUUGAUAUUGACGUGCUGGUGAAACAGACGGAUGGGUAUUCAGGUGCUGAGAUUACGCAGAUAUGUGACCAAGCGUUCAAGCCCCUCGUUGGGCAAGACGGGACUACAGACGGAGGAGCGGAUGCCAUGCAGAUGCUAGAAGCAGCCAUCAAGAGGACUCCGAAGGGAGUCACGAGCCAGAUGUUGGCCCAUUUCGUGGCAUGGCGUCUCUCCAUGUCGAUGAUCGGAUGA